CUUUUAGUCCUUAAUUCAAAACCCCCCAAAAUUUCUCUCCUUUCUUGAAUUGUUUGAACACUCUUUUGUAAAAAACAAAAAAAAAAAACACAAGUUGUGUUCUUUGAAAAAUUAAGGAAACUGUGUUUUUUAUUCUAGCUGGAAAAAAAAAACAUGUAUGCCGACACAGGGCUGUUUUUUCCUUACAUGCAGAACUUUGCUCAAGAUUUUCAGCAGUUUGAAGGUUACUGUAAAACCCAGAAACCGAAUGCUUCAAUGAACAACAUGGUUCCGACCUCGACGAUAUCGGAAUAUGAUUUGGGAGGAGAUGGUGAUUUGUUCAAAGCUCCGGAACCGAUCAUCGAAGAACCAAUUGUAAGCCUUGAUCCGAUGACUGCAGCCAUAUCAUCAUUAAUCUCGUGCGGUGAAGAUGUUAUUACUUCACAAGAACUUAAAGCCGCAGAUAUCGAAUCAUUUCAAAACGAGCAGCUUUUAGAGGUUUUGUAUGAGUGCGAGAAGGAUAUGAUGGCACAAGCAGCGAUUGAAACGCCGUUGGUGGCGGAGGUCAUUGAUGUCAAGAUUCCCGUGGAUGAAAACUGGAAUCAAGAAAAUGAAAUGUCGUGUGAUGUGACAUUCUCGAAAAGUAUUAGCUCAGGCAGUUUAAGCUCGAUGGAAUGGAUGCGACAGGCUGCUAUCAAGCCUAAUUUCCUUGAUUUUACCGGAAUGGAUUUCAGUUCUGUUUACGGAAUGAGGAGAGCGUUUAGCGAAGGAGAUAUGAAGACUCUCGGCAACGGUAACGUGAGCAUCAUCCACUCUCCGGUCGAGAGACCAUCAAUUGUCAGCUGCUGUUCUAAUGAAGAUAGAAGGGAAAAGCUCUCGAGAUACCGCAAUAAGAAGACAAAGAGGAACUUUGGAAGGAAAAUCAAGUAUGCUUGCCGGAAGGCUCUUGCCGAUAGUCAACCAAGGAUCCGUGGAAGAUUCGCAAGGACCGAAGAAUCCGACCACUCCAAGAGGUAAUAAAACGGUUACAGAGUAAAACGGGAAGGAAGUAGCUAGGAUCAAUGAGGUUAAUUAAAGAAGUAAUGCUAAAAUAAACAAGAACCCAACUCUUGAGAAAUAGUUGUUCUAGUCGUGUUCGCCGUAAUAACGGAGAGAUGGCCAACCGAGUCGGAUGUACAUAGUGUCUAUUCAAUAAACUGGCAAAGCAGAAAUUUGGACUUGUUAAUAUAAAUAUGUGUGUGUAUAAAAAUCAUGAUGUUUUGGCUCCA
Messenger RNA from Gossypium raimondii (Peruvian cotton), 1247 nucleotides. RefSeq lists its product as uncharacterized. Gene Ontology annotation, biological process: regulation of flower development. NCBI's taxonomy places the organism in Eukaryota, Viridiplantae, Streptophyta, Magnoliopsida, Malvales, Malvaceae. The transcript has 4 exons. Gene Ontology annotation, cellular component: nucleus. Bases 154 to 996 code for a protein of 280 amino acids. The record is from RefSeq and is a predicted model, not a curated record. Gene Ontology annotation, molecular function: protein binding.